AUGGUGGAGGUGAAGAUUGCGGUUGGCGCUAACUUCGUCUGUUAUCACUUUAAAGCUACCCUCUGUAGCCAGUCACCAUCACGGCAGCAACCUCGCCUUCAGACAGGCCGAGUAGUCAGGCAGGUGUACUAUGUACCAUUCGAUUUCGACCCGGUGAUUGCAACCUACGCAAAGAGCCGCCGCCUCAUAAAGAUCGAAAAAUUCUGUCACUGUCGGGUCAUCCUCCUGGAUCCGACGGACCCUCGAUGCGGCUACUGUCCCAACAACUACCGGACUAUUGAGGUCAACUUUGACGAGCACUAUGGGCACUACCUGGGCUUCAAGGGUCUGCUGAAUCAAUGCGCAACCUCCAAGAUUUACACCGCGCGAUUAGCUGCCACCAUAUUCAAGCGCCUCAGCGGCAUCGAAGUGGAGAUGGGACCGACGGACAUGCUCCUUCUGGAGCGCAGCAUGCCCAGGAUCACCUACGAUGCGAUGAGGUCAGAUCUCGUGGCCGGCACUGGCCUCGCCAUCGCACCAGCGGUAGACUCAGUUUAG
This is a messenger RNA of Dibothriocephalus latus, 537 nucleotides long. NCBI's taxonomy places the organism in Eukaryota, Metazoa, Platyhelminthes, Cestoda, Diphyllobothriidea, Diphyllobothriidae. The record is from the annotation of a GenBank genome assembly.